AAUUUAUCAUAAAGGAUUUUAUCACAUGUUUUAGUAAGAAUGUAAUUUAUUUUUUAAGAUGUCCGUGUGGACUUCAAUAUGUAGGGCGAACAAUUCGCCCUCUGCACAAACGGAUAUAUGAACAUGUGAAUAAUAUUACUAGAGGUUAUGAACAACACAGCGUCUCUGCACAUUUUAAAAAGUACCAUAAUAAAGAUCCUAGCGGCCUUACAUCUUUAGGAAUAGAGAUAGUGAAAAAAUCAUGGUGGGGAGGAAGCCAUAUUGUAGAUAUUGGUAAAAAAAGAGAUUCAAUGGGUACAUAAAUUAAAGACUUUGGAACCCAGGGGGUUUAAUAUAGAAUUUGAUUUAUUGACUUUUUUAUAAAUAAAAAAGUUUUAAAUAUUUUUAUAUAUACUUGUAUAUUUAUUUUUAUAUGUAAUUUUUUAAUUGUAUUCUUUGGAUAAAUUGUAGACACUGAACAGUUUUUGAAAAGAGAGAUAUCCAUAUGUAUAUGUAAAAUUUUUCCACUUUCCGUCUUGAGCAGGAUUUCCACAAUUUGUAUAUAUACAGAAAUAUAGGUAUAUAUACAUAUUUAAUUCUAAUAAUACGUUAUUUUUAUGUAGAUUGUAUAUUGUUGAUUUCAUAUUACUGUUUCUUUAAGAUAUAAUUAUAAUAAGAAAGUAUAUCUAUAAAUAUAAAUGUGCUAUUAGGAAACAACACAAAGAAAAGUGUGGGAAUAACUGGCGCUUAUAAAUAUAGUAUAGAACAAAUUUCAAAAAGCUGCUAUAAAACACUCAUGAGGGUACUCCAAAACCACUCUCCACAUGCAAAAAACAACCAGUAAACCUCAAAUGGGUCAGUGUGACCACCUUCCCACUAUUGGUAAGAGUGUAGCGCUAAUAGGUGUAUAUUAACAGUGCUCAAAAAUACAAAUAUACACUUACCACUCAAGGUAAUAUCAGAGAGGUAGAUAUAUAAAAGGAGAAAAACAGAAAACAUACAUAGGGUAAUAAAGUAGAACCAGUGUUAAAGUGAAUUUAAGUAUAUACAGAUACACUCACAUUUAUUAGAGCCUUUUAUAUGGAUAUAGGCUCUAAACACUCAAGUAUCCGUGCCUUUAAGGUAGGCAGCGAGACCGUAUUGAUACUGCUUGCUUUUAUUUCCUCUUUUUCCUUCCCUCCUUUCAAUCAGGAUGAAGACUCCAAGAGAAAAGAGAGACAAACUUCUGGGUGCAGAUUGUUUAACUUUAACAUAUAAAGCAAUAUCUUUUUGUGAUGAAAAAAAAUGGGAACUGCUCACCUAUUUAUGAGCCUUUUAAACUGGCUCUAAGUUUAAUUGGCAUAUGUGUCUCAUAUGUAGGGUGACACUACCCUUAACCGGAUCCAGAAAAUCAAGGUGGAG
Pelobates cultripes (western spadefoot toad) is the source of this 1380-nucleotide messenger RNA. Lineage: Eukaryota; Metazoa; Chordata; Amphibia; Anura; Pelobatidae. The record is from the annotation of a GenBank genome assembly.